GUGGCGGGUUUUCUCUGAGAGGAGCUUCAGUCGAGGCUUGGCCAGUGAGAGAGGAGGGUCUGUGCGCGCGCGGGCGGACACACUCCUCAAAAUGGCUUUAGACACCGGAAUGAAGUGUAUUAAAUAUCUUCUUUUUAUUUUCAAUCUUCUCUUCGUGGUAUCUGGGUCAGCUGUGAUCGUGGUGGGCGCUGUGAUCGAAGCAAAAUACGGAUCUUAUCUCAAUUUCAUGUCGACGUAUCUCUCAGCUCCUUCUGUGUUAAUUGCUGUGGGAGUCCUCAUCUUCUCUGUGGGUUUCUUCGGCUGCUGUGGCGCGAUCAAGGAAAAUCACUGCAUGGUUGUCACGUUCUCGGUCUUGUUGGUGGUGAUCUUCGUGGUGCAGGUGGUGGUGGGAGCCGCGUCCUACAUCAUGAGGUCAGAGGUCGAGAGCUUCCUGCGCAAUAACAUGUUGAAGUCAAUGACAACGUACAACAAGUCCAACGAGGGCGUGUACAGGACCUGGAACGUGAUACAACAUGACAACGCCUGCUGCGGGACAGACGGCUUUCGGGACUGGGAGAACACAGCAUUUGGCAUCUCUGUGGAGGGCGUGCCUGACGACUGUUGCAAGGAAAGCAUUCAGGACUGCGGCAGGAACGUGUUCGCUACAGGCUUGCCCAAUCUCGACCCAAUUAACCAAGAGGGCUGCUUCGACAAACUGAAGGGAGAUGUAGAGGAAAAUCUGACAAUUCUUGGAGGUGUGGCCAUCGGAAUAGGGUUUGUACAGUUGGUUGGUGUGGCCUUCGCUUGCUGUCUGGCCAAAUCAUUGAAACGCCAGUGUGAGACUGUGUAAGGGAGGCCACAGACCCUUGCCGCCCUGCCCCCUUGCCUCCCUCACCCCUCAUGACCCCUGUGCCGGCUGGUGGAACCUCUGAAAUAUCCCUGCCAUGCCCCUAACAUACCAUUGAUGCCAUAUUCUGAAAACGCUUGUAUGUCACAACUCCACUGUUUUAAAGCCUCUAGUUAGUGACACAGGUUCUUAAGGGUGUUUUUAAGGUUCUAGUGACAGAUUAACAUGAUUUCUACAUUAUGAACAGGAGAAACGUGCUUGAGAACCUGCCUAAGCAUCUCUGUGGCCUUUGAAAAUAGUGGUGAAGGAGAGAAAGAGCAGCAUUUCAGAAUAUGGGCUGGGAUGGCUGGGACACUGCAACAUUCUCUCCUCCUCCUCCUCUUCCUCUUCCUGCAGUUCGCCACAUUUGACGGAGCAGUUUAAAGAAGAGGUCCCAGUAUUAUGUGUGUAGUGAGGGACAUUCUCCGACUCUGCAGGCUCACAGUGCAUUUCUUUAUUGAUGUACAGACACUUGGCUUUGUGAGGCCUGCUGGUACACACACACAUACACACACACACACUCAAACACUCAGACUUAUACAUUACGACAGUUGAGUGCUUUGUGUGUGUGUGUGUGUGAGUGUGUGUGUGUGUGUGUAUAGAUGCUAAAGAUUUGGUAUUAAAAGAUGUAAUGUUAAAAAUUUGAUUUAAUCUUGUAAAUAUGAAAGUGCACACACACACACACACACACACACACACACACACACACACACACACACACACACACACACACACACACACACACACACACACACACACACACACACACAUCAGUGCAGCACAUCAAGAGACACCCUGGGAACAUUUAGGGUGAGGGCAGGACACAGGACACAGGGCAGGUCAGGUCAGGUCUGGGUAGAGAAUGACAACACCAAAAACACCACCACCACCACAUCACCACACCCACCACCACUGCCAUGUGUGUGUGGGGGUGUGGUGGUGUGGUGGUGAGUGGAGGAGGAGGGCACAUUAGCUUUCCACACCCGGCGUCUGCCACACCCGUUGAGUUCGGGUGUCCAAUACAUUCUGUUAAAAAAAAAAUUGUAUUAAAAUCCCAACAAACUUAACUUUUAGCCAUCAUAGAUAAACUUUUCAUAUUGUACCAUAACCCCAAUGAUGCUAUAUUUGAUUACUACCAUUACUACUACUACUACUAUUACUACUACUACCUGUAUUGUCAUUAACUCCCGUCAUUAUCCUAAGUGCUAUGUUUAAGGCCCAUUCUGUGUUUGUUUGGUGAGGCUGACUGGAUGUGUUAAAUUGAAGUUGAGGAUAACAAAAAGAUAGAGUUAAGAGCUUCUAGUUAAUCGUAACAGUGAAACACUUAAUGGCAAACUAUAGAGCUGGUUGCCGCUGUCUUCGUUCCCUCUUACCACAGCCAGGGACAGUGCCACCAGCCCCUCACAGUGCCAUCAGUGCCACACCCAUACAGUGUCUGGUCUUGGCAUUGUCUUGUUUGGUAUCACAGGUUUUUCUUUCUGGUGAUUUACAUGUAUAGUUUAUUGUUUCUGAAUAAAGAGAGAUGCAGAGCUGUAUUCUGAAACACCUCUGUGCCACACCUCCUCUGCUUUCCAAAGGCUCUAGUUGAAGGGAUGCAGGUUUUUAAGGGUGUUUUUAUGGUUCCAGUGGCAGAUUAACAGAAUUACUACAUUAUGAACAGGAGAAACUCUUGAGAACACAGCUACUUGUCUCUGUGGCCUUUGAAAUAGUCGUGGAGGAAGACCAAAGUGUUUCAGAAUAAGGCGCUGUGCUGUGGUGUGCUGUGCUGUGGUGUGGUAGGCACCUCACAAAGGUUACUCUGGUGAGGGGCUGGUGGUGGUGCAGUUUUUACGAAGCCACAACACCACCACUUCCACCACAAGUCUUUAUCUACAAUGUGUGAUGCAAACUGGGACUGGUACUGCACCACACUUCCCUACACCAACACCACCACCACCACCACCACCAGGCCUUACCAUAACCACAAAUCAAAGAGAAGUGUCUGGACAGCAUCGAAGGUGGUGGUGGUGGUGGUGUGGAGUGUGAGACAAGCUUUAAGUAAGGUGGGUUGAGUGUGGUGGCUGUGGUGGUGGUGGUGGUGAGAGGGAGUGCAGGUGGUGGUGGUGGGGUGAUGGGCAGACUCGUUUCCUCCCCCAAUGCUGUACGUAGAGGCCAACAAGGUAUUACAUAUUAUUGUUUACAAAUGUAUAAAGCUUUCAUAUUGGCAGAAGGUGUAGCACUAUUUUGAUAAAGCCAAACUGAGAGAAUGCCAGGAGGUAUGCAUGGAUGAACGGAUGGAGGCGUGAGGAGCAGGGCGACUGGCUGAGUGUGCAGUGAAGGAUGUGCCAAAUGUACACAGCAGAGGUGACGCUUGCUGUUCAGGGCACCGGUGACCAGACCCCCACACCACCCCUGGCCUGUGACCUGUGUGGCGACCUGUGUUUGCCAUACCGGGUCAGGACUCAUGCCAAGGUGCUCCUGCCGGCGUGACCUGGUCAGGGGGCUGGCUGUGACCUGGUUUGAGGCCGUCAUGACCUCGGGCACCAAAGGUCACCUUUGUAACGUGACUGUAGCCUCUCUUGUGUACCGCGAGGUGUGUGUGUGUGUGUGUGUAUGUGUUGUAAGUCAGAGCUUGCAUUAUAAAAAGUAAUUCAAGUUAUUCACCACAAGAGAGUUACAUAAAUACCACUUAACAUUUAUAACAUAUAUAUAUUUGUAAAUACUGCAUCUCAACGUGGGUUCCUCACCUCUCACUCACCCACAAGGGGGAGAGUGCCACCAGGACUUCCCCCAUCCUUCCCCUCCCCCCCCCUUGGUUGUCUUCCUUCACCCACAAGGCCCGCCCUGCCCCCCCUGCCUCCCCCACCCCUCACCCUUACUACCUCCCCUCUCUCCCUCAGUCCCUCUCCUUCCUUCCCCCCCCGCAUUUACUCCCCCUCCCCUCCUCCCCAACACAGUAUGGAAGAGAAGUGGUCUGUUGAACGUUGUGUUCAGUUAUUGUAUUAUUAAUUGUUGCCACUGUUGUCUUUACUCCUCCUGUCAUGAGUUUAAAGUCAAAGACGCCAGGUGGCUGUGCCUCGCGCCACGCUGACUGUUCAGUUGCUUUAUUCUCCACCAGUUAAUGAUUUGAGUCAUUGAUGAGGCAGUCAGUGCGUUGUGAAGGUUGAGACGUGUGUGUGUGUGUGUGUGUAUGUGUGUGUGUGUGCGUGUUUCUUUCUUUUUUUUUCAAAUUCCGUUAUGAUGUGUAUGUAGUGUACAAAGUAGAGAACAUUACGCGACAGCCAUGUGUGUGUAGCCAGGAGAACGCGUGUGGGUGUGUGCGAGGGCCCAGUGCACGUGGCGACGGCAGUGUCGGUGCUGCGGUGCUGGCCCUGCAUGAUGUGUGGUGUGUUGUGUUGUGCUGGUGUUGUUCCUCAGCCCUCGUGAGGCUCGGAGACUGCUUCCCACAUACAGGCCACACUGGCGCCUGGGUGUCCUGCACGGCCUGCUGCAGGAUGGGUACUGCGGGACGCUGGGGCCGAGUGGCGCCCGUGGCAUAGCGGCAUGAUGGGCGUGCUGCGCUGCGCUGUGCUGUGCCGUGCCGUGCCGUGCCGCGCUGCCUGCACCCGGCGGCUGCUUGUCAACCUGAGUCUGUUGUCACUACUUUGCUUUGUACUGCCGGGGUGGAGCAGCACCUCCUCCCCCUCCUUCUCCUCCUUCAGCCUCCCACACUGGCGGGGGCGCCGCCCGCUGGGGAGCAGCUCACUGCACAGGGCGAGGCCGCCCCGCCAGCAGCCUGGCCAGGAGGUGACACAGCUUGUUUGAUGUUUGCUGCCAGCUUGAAUCACUGCCGCACCGCGCUGCUCAUCACGCUGCCGCGGGUGGGGCCGCGCGGCAGGCACAGCGGCAGCAGUAGCAGCAGCAGCAGCAAUAGCCUGCCACUGUCUGUCACACCUGGGUUACUGAAUGACUGAGGCACUGCGUGGUGUCAGUGUGCCACAGCGGCGGGUCACUUGGCGCCGUAACGGCCUGAGGCCAGUGGUGCAGACGUGCGGGGAGGCCGCGGCCAGGGAGCCGCGAGGCCGUGAGGUGCGACGAGGCCCGGGUGGUGGGCGGCGGAGGCUGCGGCCACACCAGCACCAGUCUGUUUGUGUGUGUGUGUGUGUGUGUGUGUGAAGGAAACGCGGUAGUAUUUUUAACCUUUGCACAAAUGCACCUGUAAGAUUUAUCUUGCACUAGCAGCAGCAGCAGCAGCAGUGGCAGCCUGGGACGGCACCUUCACGGUGGCACUGGCAAUCUGACAUCCAGCAGGGCCAGGUCGGCCAGCCAGCACCGCCCCAGGCUGACGCUGCUCCACGUAUUAUAAACAUUUGGAUAUUUAUACUUAAAAAUGUCAGGAAAAAUCUAUACUAGAAACGUGUGAAAACAAUAAAACUAUUUCAAGA
Messenger RNA from Scylla paramamosain (green mud crab), 5268 nucleotides. RefSeq names its product CD63 antigen-like. Lineage: Eukaryota; Metazoa; Arthropoda; Malacostraca; Decapoda; Portunidae. The coding region runs from base 92 to 829 and encodes 245 amino acids. Gene Ontology annotation, cellular component: plasma membrane. The record is from RefSeq and is a predicted model, not a curated record. The transcript has 6 exons.